This is a messenger RNA of Blastomyces gilchristii SLH14081, 1485 nucleotides long. RefSeq lists its product as uncharacterized. NCBI's taxonomy places the organism in Eukaryota, Fungi, Ascomycota, Eurotiomycetes, Onygenales, Ajellomycetaceae. The coding region runs from base 141 to 1241 and encodes 366 amino acids. The transcript is spliced from 3 exons. The record is from RefSeq and is a predicted model, not a curated record.
CUAGUACUCCAAGUUUCCAGUUAUUUUCAUACGUGAAUGAUCAAUCCACUGAGAAUAUUAUCUCAGUAAUUCGCAUAAAAAUAGAGAUCUUAACACUCAUAACACAGCCUAGCAAGGCUUGUCGACUUACCCCUGAGCCCAUGAUUUUGAGUAAUCGCGCAUCCAUCAAGCUGUGUCCAAUUCUGUGGGAGAUUGAUAUCAACGCAUGGCAGGUCAAUAUGGAAAUCAUUUGGCAGCUCCUUCUCCUUCCCCUUCUUAUCCUCCUCGGUGAUAUUAUCCGGCAGCUCCUGAAAUCCAAAGAGGGAACGAGAAAAGAAAGCUUAGAUUUGGAAAACCUGACUCCCUAUCCUGUCGAACAAAUCAAGGGUAGGGCCACGUAUCGCACCAACAUGGGCCUCAAGCGCCUUGAUCAACACAACUGGUUGACUAUCGACAAGAACUAUAUCGAGCAGCACAAGUUGCGUGAUGUCCUUUUUCGGACUCAAAGAAGCAAAGUGUUCCAAUGUCUCCCCGAAGCCCGGCAUGCGUGUGAGGAAUUGCUGAAUGAAGUCGCGACAUAUCUAUGCGGUCGUUAUCCGGCAAUAUUUGCACUAGAAAAUGAUGCAGUAAGGAUCACAAAAACCGGCGAGGUGUUCUGCCUCCGGGAUCCUACCAAUGGCUUAGAGCCGCUCGAGGUUGCAGCUCGACUUGCGAUGGAAGACUUCAGCAUUGUUUUGGAGAAUGACAGCGGACAGAGCUACCUCGCCGCAACUGCCAGCCUAUUCCCAGUUGGAUGGUGUGCCAAGGAGCGAAUAGGAUAUACCAUUGCUCAAAUGCAUGGGCCUGUCCCUCUAUGGCAUAAGGAAAUUGAAUUUUCUGUCAAUAAAUUCUUAUCACGGCUAGCAGUUGACUCGCCUAUGGAGCGGUCAAGCUACUUUAUUCAGGUAACUAAACCCGGUGAAUCAUUGAGUUCGAUCCUUUUCCAGCCCGUUGGGCUAGGCCACAAAGAUGUCACACCGCGCGCAAAGGAUAUUCUUAUUCGUCGCGAAAGACAGACGUUUCGAAGAUUAUCCAAGUCCAGGGCCAUAGUGUUUGGAGUCAAAACUAGUCUAACGCGCCUUCAGGAGCUGCCGUUAGAAGAAUUGAAAAACCUUGUGACGGAAAUAAAAAGUUGGCCAGAUGCUAUAGGGAAAUAUAAGGGGAGGGAUCAUUGGGGGUCUGCUGUGAUUGAGUGGAUGGAAACAAGGGAGGGAGCAAAAUAGCUGUAGCCAAAAGAAAUAAAAGCUACAACGGGGUUUCAGCAUGAUGCAAAGAGUUUAUAUCUGCAUUAUCAUCACAUGUUCCAGUGUUAGAAAGCCCAGUGAAGCAUUUUUGAUUCUUGUGAUAUGAUUAACAACUAUUCUGUCUGGAGAGAUGAGGUUGGAUUUGCCUGGAAAGACGUGUCACGUGCCCCAGAACCUAUAGAAUGAGAGGGGAAAAAAGAAGAAUUACUAUAAGAAAUGAAAA